This is a messenger RNA of Postia placenta MAD-698-R-SB12, 1545 nucleotides long. RefSeq lists its product as hypothetical. The record is from RefSeq and is a predicted model, not a curated record. Bases 1 to 1545 code for a protein of 514 amino acids. Lineage: Eukaryota; Fungi; Basidiomycota; Agaricomycetes; Polyporales; Adustoporiaceae. The transcript has 3 exons.
AUGCCUCUGGUCAACUUGAACUACGACAUUCUGCUUGCCAUCAUCAACUUGCUCCGUCAGGAUGAUGCCUUUUCCUUUUCACUCACCUGCCGCUACUUGUUCCCUAUCGCCCGCGAUAGGAUACAUUCCUCGAUACGUAUCACGCAAUCUCCUGCCCAGCUUAUCAAAAUGUGCGAGUACAUGCUCUCGCACAGAGAUCAAGCACAGCGGAUCUGCAGUCUCGAGAUUUACUCGCAAGCCAUAAUUGGCCAGCAUGUCACAGUCGAACCAAGGACACCUGGCGCUGCAGGUAAUGAGCCUCCACCACCGCCUCCUCCGACCUUAGCGGACGCUGAAGGCGCAGCAUAUCUUGAACGCCUACUCCGUUGUACAUCUAGUUUGUCGAGGCUUACGCUCGCGUGCACGGACCUACUCUUUUCACAACGACCCACGAUCGGCGCUGCUAUAGCGGGCCUCGAGAACCUAUCGAUGCUUUCCCUCCUCAAUAUUGGACCGCAGACGCCUGGCGUACUUAAUGGACUCAAUCUUUGCAUCAAGACACUCCAUCUAGCGGGUACUCCAUCUGAUCAUCUCGCAUUGGCGAUGGACCCACAAUCAUGGUGUUUCGUCCGGGAACUCAAACCACUCCUGCAUGUGCAGAAUCUUCGGUUGUCCGAUUUCUGGUUCAUAGGGCUUACCGUCGCCCCUUCUGAUCUCAUUCAGCCGUGGCUCAGCGUUCGCUGCCUGGAACUGAAUAGCAAUCACGUUUCGUGCUCAGAUUAUCCACGCCUUUUCCCUAUGGUUCGCUGUGUUCAUCUCGACAGAGAGCAUAACGAUUAUUAUGGAGAUCAUCAUUGCGACCGCGGAUGGAAGAAUAUGGGUUGUAUCACCGCAAGUACUCUUGAGCUCUCCAGAUGGCAAGUGGCACAGAACACGCAAGUUCUGGAACUCUCCAGCUUCCCUCAACAAGGCGUGUUAGAUGAGCGCACGCUCAAAGCGAUCAGGAAUGCGUCGCCUGUUGUCCUGCGUUUGGCGGUCAACCAUGCGGAUGUUCUGGACCCUAAGUCGCGGUAUGGUAUGGCCUUCUGGAAAGGUGUCGCUGAGGAGAACCCGGGCAUGAUGAGCAUGGAGUUAUUCCUCACGGGGGAAUGCAGCACAGAACCUUGGACCGGCAUCAGCCGGUGCUGCCACAUGAACACUAAUGGGUAUCCCUCCUGGCUCAUCUGUCUACAUUCGCGCAUCUUCAAGAGCUUCUUCCAUCCCGAGGAUAGUCAAAAAGAAAUUUCGAGAAGAGCUGCGUGCAGUACACUCUCUCUCCAUUACUUCUCCAUCGCGGAGAUGCACCCGGAUUCCGAGGAGGUCUUUGAUGAGUUCUUCCAGCCUGCCUGGGCUAUCCCCCAAACCAGGAUACCUUCCCCCUCGUCGCAUAAUUCCACCUCACACUCGUAUGGGACAGUGUUCUGGUGGAAGAUCUCUGGAAGAGGAAGCCAAAGGGCCACACAAUCCGUCUCUUCAGAAGAAGGGGAGCGUGUUCGCAAGGCAUUGCGAGAUGGCUGUGGCGUAUGA